Hirundo rustica (Barn swallow) is the source of this 1504-nucleotide messenger RNA. RefSeq names its product creatine kinase S-type, mitochondrial. Gene Ontology annotation, molecular function: creatine kinase activity. The coding region runs from base 130 to 1389 and encodes 419 amino acids. The record is from RefSeq and is a predicted model, not a curated record. The transcript has 10 exons. Gene Ontology annotation, cellular component: mitochondrion. Gene Ontology annotation, biological process: phosphocreatine biosynthetic process. NCBI's taxonomy places the organism in Eukaryota, Metazoa, Chordata, Aves, Passeriformes, Hirundinidae.
UUCCUGUUCUCAUAUUACCUGGAAUCCCAUGAACACACCAACUUGUUAUUCCCUUUACAUUCUGGGCUCACUGCAUGUCACAGGACGUGUCUACCUUCAGCCUCAAGAAAUUGUAUCCUUUCAAGACAAAUGGCUAGCACAUUCUGUCGUCUCCUGGCUGGCCGUGCAACUGCUGCAUCCUUUGCAGCAGCAGGCACAGGGAUCCUAACCACUGGAUACCUCUUCAAUAAGCAAAAUGUUAAAGCUACUGUUCAAGAAAAACGAAAACUCUUCCCUCCAAGUGCAGACUAUCCUGAUCUCCGCAAACAUAACAACUGCAUGGCUGAAUGCCUCACACCAGCAAUUUAUGCCAGGCUAAGGGACAAGAUGACUCCCAAUGGCUACACCCUAGACCAGUGUAUCCAAACCGGGGUUGACAAUCCUGGCCAUCCUUUCAUUAAAACUGUGGGCAUGGUUGCAGGUGAUGAAGAAUCCUAUGAGGUAUUUGCUGAGAUUUUUGACCCUGUCAUUAAAGUGAGACAUAAUGGCUAUGAUCCAUGCACAAUGAAACAUCACACAGACCUGGAUGCAUCCAAGAUCACUCAUGGUCAUUUUGAUGAGCGAUAUGUCCUCUCAUCACGAGUACGUACUGGUCGUAGCAUCCGGGGUCUUAGCCUUCCUCCAGCUUGUACCAGGGCAGAGAGAAGAGAAGUGGAAAACGUUGUAGUCACUGCUCUAGCUGGGCUGAAAGGAGACCUUUCUGGAAAGUACUAUAGCUUGACAAAUAUGUCUGAGAAGGAUCAGCAGCAGCUUAUUGAUGAUCAUUUUCUCUUUGAUAAGCCAGUGUCCCCUUUGCUAACAUGUGCUGGGAUGGCACGUGACUGGCCAGAUGCCAGAGGAAUCUGGCAUAACAAUGACAAGACAUUUCUUGUCUGGAUUAAUGAAGAGGACCACACCAGGGUGAUCUCCAUGGAAAAGGGUGGCAACAUGAAACGGGUGUUUGAAAGAUUUUGUCAUGGUUUAAAAGAGGUUGAAAGAUUAAUUAAAGAACGAGGCUGGGAGUUCAUGUGGAAUGAACGUCUUGGAUACAUUCUGACUUGUCCUUCAAACCUAGGAACUGGUUUACGUGCUGGAGUCCAUGUAAAGCUGCCAAAGCUUAGCAAGGAUCCCAGGUUUCCAAAAAUCCUGGAUAACUUGAGGCUACAGAAGCGUGGCACUGGUGGAGUGGACACAGCAGCUGUAGCAGACGUGUAUGAUAUCUCCAACCUGGACCGCAUGGGUCGAUCAGAGGUAGAACUAGUUCAGAUUGUCAUUGAUGGAGUCAACUAUCUAGUUGACUGUGAGAAGAAACUGGAAAGAGCUCAAGACAUUAAAGUACCACCGCCAUUACCUCAGUUUGGCAGGAAGUGAUCUUGUGGCUGAUGUCUGUUAAUGAUAAAAAAUAUGGCUGCCAUUUUGACAGAAAGGCACCUCUGUAUAGCUCUAUUUAAAUACUGUGUUUAAUAAAACACUGCCUGAUACCCAA